AAUCGUUCUUUCAAUUUUAAAAUUCUUACAGCUUUUGAGCUGAUUGAUAGGAUUUUAAAAUAAUAAAUGCAUUUUGAUUGAUUUCACGAACUGAAGCAGUAAUCAGAGUCACAAAGAUCAGAGCAAAACCAAUCGAUUAAUUUCAAAAACAUUACAUCAAUGGCUAGCAAUAAUGUAGGAGGAGAAGAGCAAUUGCAGAAGAUGGCGGAAUUGAGCAAAACCCUAAAACAAGGAGAAAGAAUUCUGGCGCCCACCCGAAGACCCGACGGCACCCUCCGCAAACCCAUUCGUAUUCGGGCCGGGUAUGUUCCCCAAGAGGAAGUCGCCAUUUACCAGUCUAAAGGUGCCCUGUGGAAAAAGGAGAUGGCAUCACAAGUAGUGCCUCCAGGUUAUGAUCCACCUGCAGAUGCAAAACCAAAGACCAAGUCGGCAAAGAGAAAUGAACGAAAGAAGGAGAAACGGCUACAAGCUGCUCUUGAAAAGGGUAAGAACUUGGAAGAAGUGUCAGAUGACGAGAAUACAAGAGAGGAUGUACCCGAGGAAGAUCUAGAUGGUUCAAAGUCUGCUAAAUCAUUGACAUCUCAGAUGAGUGAUCUUGCAUUUUCCCCAAACCCUGUAUCAACCUCGCCUCCCUCAAACACAGUGGAGGCCUCAGAUGCUGGGGCACCAGUUCUAGAUCUUGAUAAAAAGAUUCGAGCACUUAAAAAGAAGAUUCGGCUAGCAGAAGCUCAACAACAGAAAACACCACAGCAAGAUAUGAAGCCAGAACAGUUGGAAAAGUUGGCAAAAGUGGAAGGUUGGCGUGAGGAGCUAAAGCUUUUGGAGGGUAAAAAGGCUGAAUUGGCUGCAUUGUGAGUUUUACGUUUCCAUCUCUGAAGAAACCGUGUGGUUCAUUUACAAUUUUAUGGGAUGCAAAAAAGAAAAAAAAAACUGCAUUUUGGAACAAUGAUCAAUCUAUCAAGUUUUCCUUCUGAAAUUGGCAUGUCAGUUUGCGUUGUUGCAUAUGACCAUGUUUAAUCAGUACUCUUGUUCCCCUGCCAUUGCACAUCGAUGAUUUGAUA
Molecule: messenger RNA, 1061 nt
Organism: Gossypium raimondii (Peruvian cotton)
Lineage: Eukaryota; Viridiplantae; Streptophyta; Magnoliopsida; Malvales; Malvaceae
Product: partner of Y14 and mago
Exons: 4
Coding region: 160-855 (231 amino acids)
Biological process (GO): exon-exon junction complex disassembly
Cellular component (GO): cytoplasm; exon-exon junction complex
Molecular function (GO): RNA binding
Source: RefSeq, a predicted model, not a curated record